AUGCCUCACCUUGACGCAUACGACGUCAUCUCCGUCGUCGGAAUCCCCGUGUACGCCGUCUUCCUCCUCUGCGCCGUCUACCUCUGCGCCAAGCAUGGCUUCAGCAAGUCCUCCGGCUGGCGAUUCCUCAUCGUCCUCGCCCUCGCGCGCAUCAUCGGCUUCGGCAUGCGCCUCGGCCUCGUCAACGACCCCACCAACACCAGCCUCUGGAUCGGCUGGAUGACGGUCACGAGUCUCGGUCUCGGGCCCCUCGUCCUCGUCCUCCUCUCCCUCUUGUCCCGCGUCUUCGAGUCCGUCCAUCGCCAGGGCCAGGUCGUCCUCAAGCCCAUCCACCAGCGGCUGAUCCAGACGCUCGUCCUGGCGGCCAUCGUCGUCACCGUCGUUGGCGGCACGCAGUCUUCGUUUCGGCUGGACAACGGCUCCGUCGCGGUCGACUACGGCACGGCCGCCCGCGUGGGCGUCGGUCUAAUGGCCGCAGCCGUGGCCUCGCUCGUGCUCGAGACCUUCGUCGCCUGUCUCAACCGGCGCUUUGUGGCGCAGGGCGAGCAUCGCAUCCUCCUGGGCGUCGCCGCUUCGCUUCCCUUUGUCGCGGUCCGGCUUGUCUAUCCCUGCUUGGUCGUUCUGGCGGGAACCAGCGCGGAUGUGUGGAUGUAUCUCUGCAUGUGUGUCCUUAUGGAACUGGCUGUUGUUUUCAUGCUCACCGUCUUGGGCUUUACCUUGGACAAGCUGACGGAUGCACCCAAGACGGACCCCGAGCAAGCUGCUUCUCAGGAACAGCAGCAGGGCCACUCCUGA
Ustilaginoidea virens is the source of this 795-nucleotide messenger RNA. RefSeq lists its product as uncharacterized. NCBI's taxonomy places the organism in Eukaryota, Fungi, Ascomycota, Sordariomycetes, Hypocreales, Clavicipitaceae. The transcript has a single exon. Bases 1 to 795 code for a protein of 264 amino acids. The record is from RefSeq and is a predicted model, not a curated record.